Linum trigynum is the source of this 2017-nucleotide messenger RNA. The record is from the annotation of a GenBank genome assembly. Lineage: Eukaryota; Viridiplantae; Streptophyta; Magnoliopsida; Malpighiales; Linaceae.
CAUAUAGAAAGAAGGAAAUAUAGAUGAGAAGAUGAAAGACUUCAUGGUGAAGAUUAAUGUAGUCAAAAGCGAGUUUCUAUGUAGAAACGUUUUGGUGAUCUAGAAGCGUAAAAUCGUAAGUUUUAAAGCGGAGUUUUUAACUACAUAAGUUAUAAAAACUGAGACUUUGUGUAGAAGCAUUUUAGUGACCUAGAAACGUAAAAUCGUAAGUUUUUAAGUUUUAAAGCGCGAUUUUAACUACAUUGGUGAAUAUAAUAUUCUAUGUCCAAUCUUCAAUUUUCACUUCUAAACUUGAUUCCCUAGCUCCUAUGGUGAAGAAAUUGUCCCAAAGUAGCUCCAAGAACUUCCGAGAUUUUUCCAGAAAUAACACCAUUUAAAAAAAUUACAAAAAUAGCACCUUUCUUUCAAAACCGCACAUCGGUCGUGCGGUUUAGCAUCCUGAGGGAGCGGUUUGCUUUUAUGGGCCAAAACCGCAGAUUGGCCAUGCGGUUCGUAGGAUGACCUAACAUAACCUCAUCUUGUCCAUGCGGUUCGUAGGAUGACCUAACAUAACCUCAUCUUGUCCAUGCGGUUCGUAGGAUGACCUAGCAGAACCGCAUGUUGGGGCUGCGAUUCUGUUUCUCCAACACAAACCGCAACCUCAAGCAGCGGUUUUGCCCUUGCCCGACACACAAACCGCACCCCCCUGCGGUUUAUGUAUCGUCAUCAUUUUCCCGACAUCCAGCAUGUUGGCCAUGCAGGUUGACAGACGAGGGCCUGCAUGGCAGAUGAAAACCGCUCCCUCCCCCUGCGGUUUUCAGUAAUGAUUUUGCCUAUUAAAGGCAGCCCCGGAAAACCUCUUCUCUUCACACCUUUUCUUCUUCUUCUUCUUCUUCUUCUUCAAUUUUUUGUUGUAGCACCCUACUUUUUUAUUGUUUUUGCGAUUAACGUUAACUCUUAAGUUUAUUUUGUAUUACUUUUUAUUGUGAUUUUUAUGAUAUUAACUGAAUUACGGUUUUAUUGCAAAUGGCAUUCCAAAAGUUCACGCUUGGAUUACAGUGGAAUAGUUACACGAAAGAGACCAGAAAGGGGGUCACCUACGUCGGUGACAAUUUUCAGAAAAUAAAGGUCGCUACCAGACCGAUGCUUGAAGACCUCCAUCAAAUGUGUACUGGUGUUACUUGCAUGGAUGGCACGAGAAGAGUUGAUCGUAUGGUGUACCGAUAUCCAAACAGAGAAGGUGGGUCGUUGUGCCAUGAGGAAUAUCUCAUAACCACUCAGGAUGAAGUAAAUGUCAUGCUCGAAUUCUUGAAGUUCAAUAAUCUUUCCAAAGCCGAGAUGUUCGUUUACACCGACGAGGUCGAAGGCGUUGGAGGUCAUUCUGGAGAAGGACAAACAUCUGGUAUCCAUGGUGGAGGUGAAUUAUAUGGAGAUCAUCCCUACCAAAGUUACCAUGAUCCUCGUUCCUACUUUCAUUACCAAGAGCAAGGUGAAGGUCAUCAUCAAUCUUUCCCAUCAUAUGAAGAAGAAGUCCAACGGGACCAUGCCAACCAACCCGACUACAACUUCCAUUCACGCAGCGAUAGUUUUCACAACUACCAUUACGGAGCUGAUGAAGGUACCUUUCAUGAAGUGGAUCAGAUGGAAGAUGCCUUGCCAGCACCAGUUAGUGACCCCUCCGAUGAAGAAAAAGGGAGCAAUGUUAGUGCAGACAGUUCCGACCCUCUUGAAGGUGCUGAUGAUUCAGGCCCAAAGUCAGACUCAGCUGAUGGUGAGGCGUCUCGUGACCGUGUACCUAUCUCGUACUACAAUCACAUUCCAGAUGACAAUUGGUGUGUCGACACCGACAUGGAGCCGCUAGAGGUCCCAGUAUGGGGUCCACUCACUGGGUUUAUGAAGAGCCAACAAUUUGGUUCGAAGAAGGAGGUGCGACACGCCAUUGAAACUGAAGCAAUGACUAGGCAUUUUGAAUGGCACACAACUCAUUCCAACACGAAGAGCUCAUAGUCAGAUGUCGUAAUCAACAAGAGAGAUGCAA